AUGCAUAAGGCGGAUACGAUCAGCACGUUGUGCGAGGCCACGGAGCCUGGCGUGAUAACGCGAGACAUGCUUGUUUCUCUAGCGAUAGAUCAGGGACCAAAGAAAGAAGGUGGCAGAUUGUUUCGUCAAGAUGGGAUCGAGCUGGCCGAAUUGGAGGAAAUUCGAAUCGAAUUCCUGAAGAUUUUAAAUAUCGAUCAUCUCUGGCUAUUGAAAAAUAUAGUUAAACUAUCACUGUCUCAUAAUGUUAUUCAACGAAUCGAGAAUCUGAACGAGCUUUGCCACUUGAAAGAAUUAAAUCUCUCGUUUAAUAGUAUCAAAAUUAUGGAAAACUUGAAUAAUCUGCAUCAGCUAGAAAUUUUGCUUCUAUAUAGUAACGAGAUCUCGAUCAUACAGAAUAUAAACGAUUUGAAGAAGUUGACCAUUUUGAACAUUGGUAAAAACAAUAUCGAUGACUGGAAUCAUGUUGUAUAUCUACGCGAUUUCAAAUCGCUCAAAAGUUUAAAUACAUCCGACAAUCCUUGCACGAAGAUAGACGGAUACCUGGACUAUUUGUUAGCAUUUAUACCCCAAUUGACUUAUUGCCAAUAUAGAAUGAUAUCUGAAAAUGAGCGUCAAUCCGCCAUCGAUAAGCAUUAUCGUAUAAUUAGUAAUCUCAAAGAAAACGAGGCAAAAAAGCAAACAGAAUUGGAGUUGCAACAAGAAUUUGAAAAUAAAACUGUAUUACUAUUUGCAUCAUAUGUGGAGCAUCUUGAUGAAGAUUAUUUAUUCCAACAAAUAUUUUCUUCUGAUAAAGCAGGCAAAACGUUAUCCACAAUAAACGAAAAUACACAAAAUAUAUUCGAAGAGUACCAAAAGUCUUUCGUUGCAAUAUGCCAUGAAUUAUACGAAUUAGGUUUACGAGAGAAUGAUAGGAGAGUGGAGGAAAUUAGAUUAUUUGAAGUUGUGGUUAAUGAAGGCAAGAAAAAUAUGCAAAUUGAAGCAAGAAGAAUUAUAAAUGAAAUACUUGAAAAAAAGACAAGGAUAUUUGCAAAUAUAAAAGAUGAGAUGGAAACUUUAGUAGAAAAACCGGAGCAAGAAGUUGAGAGUACUAUCGCAAACGCAAGAGAACUAUUUAAUGAAUUCAAUGAUUUAUUGUCUAAGACACAAAAUCAGUUACUAUCUAAAGAAAUUAUAUUGCAUGAUCAAAUGGAGGAUGUAAACGAAGUGUUCAGGAUAAAUAUAACAUCUAUGGUCAACUCAUUCCUAGAAAUUGCACGAGAACACUUUUCACUAUUACGAAACACAGAAAAAGAAUAUAAUAACGCGAUUGAAUUAGUUUUACAUUCUCUAAAUAAUUUUGAGGAUGAGGCAUUUCAUCUUAAGGAUCUGUGCUGUGAUAAAGAUACUUUGGCUGCUAUUCUUACUGCCUCGCAUGAAAUACACUUACAAGUGAUAGAUGAUCGAGAAAAGAUCAUGAUAAACCGUCUCAAUAAUUGGCUUAAGGAGUACAUCAAUCGAUUAUUUGCGGAUGAGAAUAAAAGGAAUCGUCAGCAAAUACUGGAAAUUUCACAUUUCUUUGAAUUUCAACGUCAACAACUUAAUUCGUUAAGCUUACCACAACAGCUAGACUUGAUAAACAUUGAUCUAGGCGAUGACGAUAUGUUGAAAAAUUAA
Cyphomyrmex costatus is the source of this 1653-nucleotide messenger RNA. Its product is annotated as dynein regulatory complex subunit 3. The record is from RefSeq and is a predicted model, not a curated record. Gene Ontology annotation, cellular component: cilium. Gene Ontology annotation, molecular function: protein binding. The transcript is spliced from 9 exons. The coding region runs from base 1 to 1653 and encodes 550 amino acids. Lineage: Eukaryota; Metazoa; Arthropoda; Insecta; Hymenoptera; Formicidae.